Molecule: messenger RNA, 1623 nt
Organism: Penicillium nucicola
Lineage: Eukaryota; Fungi; Ascomycota; Eurotiomycetes; Eurotiales; Aspergillaceae
Product: DNA-directed DNA polymerase delta subunit POL31
Exons: 5
Coding region: 1-1623 (540 amino acids)
Biological process (GO): DNA replication; DNA strand elongation involved in DNA replication
Cellular component (GO): delta DNA polymerase complex
Molecular function (GO): DNA binding
Source: RefSeq, a predicted model, not a curated record
AUGAAAUCGGACAACGACUACGGUUUCCUGUGUCCUCCAAGCAAGGAGGAACAAGAUCAGGAACCAGUCUACCGCGUACCCUCUCAUUACAACCCUCUUCACACUUUCCGUCUUCCCGCCGGCCAAGGAAGGCACUAUAAGCAACAAUAUGGCGACAUGUACUUUUUGCGACUGGCCAAGUUGAAGCCCACGGUUGAACAAGUUGCGACGGACGCUUGGGAGGGACUUAUUAUUGCUGGAGAGAAGGUUCGACGCGUUGAUCGAGUGCUUGAUGUGCGACAGGGAGAGCUGUGCUGGGUGGCCGGUACGGUGUACAUGGAUCUGCCAAUGAAGCCGAACAUUCUGGACGACCUUACGAAAGAGAACUUUACCUCCGCUCCCCCUCCUCGCCGCACAUACACUGACCCUCUUGAUCCCUCUUCGACCCAAAUUAUGUUGGAGGAUGAGUCGGGUCGACUGAUGCUUACGGGCAACUUCUUACGGACAACGCAGUUCGCUACAGGUGCUAUCAUUGCCGCUUUGGGUACGGAGAACGCCAAUGGCGACUUUGAAGUUAUCGAUGUCAAGCUGCCAGAUCUGGCACCGCAGCCUCAGCGAUGGGAGGGCACCUCACUAAAUGGACCAGAUGCCGAGAAGCAAAGUGGCAAGAUUGCUUUCAUCAGUGGAUUGGGAAUUACAGGAACAUCGAGCGACACACUGACUUUGGAGCUAUUGACGGAUUACCUUCUGGGCUACAGCGGUUUCUCGGGUGCUGACAGCCCAUUGACAAGUCCAUCAAAGAUCACUCGCCUGAUUAUUGCAGGCAACUCACUCGGCGCCAGUGUGACUGUUAAUGCCGCGGCUGACUCUGACCAGAGCGCCAUUGCAAAGAAGACCGCGCCGAAAAAGUACGGAUAUGACGCCUCCGCGUACAACCCGUCGCCCAUCACACAACUUGACAAUUUCCUAGCAGAGAUCCUGCCCAGUAUUCCCGUGACUCUCAUGCCGGGUGAUAAGGACCCCGCAAACUUUUCUCUCCCUCAGCAGGGAAUCCAUCGCGCCAUGUUCCCCCAGGCUAGGGCAUACUCUGCGCCUCCGGUUCGUGGUGAAGACGAGCCUGAAGCAGGCUGGUUUGACAGUGUCACCAACCCUUGGGAAGGCGAUGUUGAGGGAUGGCGAGUAUGGGGGUGCAGUGGACAGAACGUUGACGAUGUUCUCCGAUACCUCAACUUUGAGGGCACUGAGCUCAGCCUCGACGGGGAGACAGACGACUCUGAGUCCCGGGUUCGAGUCAUGGAAGCCAUGCUUCGCUGGCGAUGCGGCGUUCCGACUGCGCCUGACACAAUCUGGUCAUAUCCAUUCCAGACGGAUGACCCGUUUGUUCUGAAAACCUGCCCGCACAUCUUCUUCGCUGGUAAUCAGCCAUCAUUCAAGACUGCCACCAUUGAAGGCGAUUCCCCUCUCCGAUUAGAUGGGGACACUGAAAUGAUGGAUACCAACGAUAAACCGGAUGUCCCCCGUGUCCGACUGCUUGCCGUUCCCAAAUUCAACGAGACGGGUGAGCUGAUUCUAGUCGACACCGAGACAUUGGAGGUCGAGGUGGUCAAAUUUGGUGUAUUCAAGGGACAAGAAGAACAAAAGUAA